AUGCUGCUCCAGCCAAAAGUACUGCCGUUUCACGUGGAACGAAACAAAUUGGGCAGCCCGUGUUUUACCUGCACCGACAGCGUCAGCGGUGAGCUUUGGCAGCACGUCAAAGUCAGUGCUGGUCGCGCGCUACUUGGCCUCUUAGUUGGUGGUGGGCUCGGUCUAUUUUUGGGACUGCUUAAUGGUUCAUCAAAAGUUGCAUCCAACUUAUUGGAUACCACCUUGCAAAUGAUCCGAAAUAUUCCAGCAUUGGCGCUGAUUCCAUUGGUUAUUUUAUGGUUUGGAAUUGAUGAGUCUGCAAAACUCUUUUUAGUGGCUGUCGGUGUGUUUUUCCCGAUCUACAUCAAUACCUAUCAUGGGAUUCGUUCAGUUGAUCCUCAAUUGAUAGAAAUGGGAAAAAGCUAUGGAUUAAGCAGAUGGCAAUUGUAUAAAGACAUUAUUUUACCGGGCGCAAUGCCUUCAAUUUUAGUGGGUUUACGCUUUUCACUGGGGUUGGUUUGGGUACUGCUGAUUGUGGCAGAAACAAUUUCUGCACAAUCUGGAAUUGGUUAUAUGACCAUGAAUGCGCGUGAAUUUUUACAAACAGAUAUCGUGCUAGUGGGUAUCUUGCUGUAUGCCCUUUUAGGCAAACUUGCCGAUGUAUUUGCACAAUUUUUAGAAAAAUACCUAUUGCGUUGGCACGCAGGUUAUCAAAAAUAG
Molecule: messenger RNA, 699 nt
Organism: Oppiella nova
Lineage: Eukaryota; Metazoa; Arthropoda; Arachnida; Sarcoptiformes; Oppiidae
Source: the annotation of a GenBank genome assembly